Molecule: messenger RNA, 1791 nt
Organism: Eriocheir sinensis (Chinese mitten crab)
Lineage: Eukaryota; Metazoa; Arthropoda; Malacostraca; Decapoda; Varunidae
Product: proteasomal ubiquitin receptor ADRM1-like
Exons: 9
Coding region: 102-1331 (409 amino acids)
Biological process (GO): ubiquitin-dependent protein catabolic process
Cellular component (GO): nucleus; proteasome regulatory particle, lid subcomplex; cytoplasm
Molecular function (GO): ubiquitin binding; endopeptidase activator activity; proteasome binding
Source: RefSeq, a predicted model, not a curated record
CUCGCAACACCGUCCCAGAAAGUGUUGCGUCACGGUGGGUCCGAGGCUCGUCUGUGCCCCUCGCAGAAACACUCACUCCAGCACCUCACAACACAGCCAACAUGUCGGGGGCUCUGUUCGGCGGCAACCUCAGGUCCAGCAGCAAAAACCUGGUGGAGUUUAAGGCGAGGAAGAUGUACAUGAAGAAUCAGAUGGUUCAUCCAGACAAGCGGAAGGGUCAGCUGUACCUCUAUCAGGCUGAUGACUCCCUCAUGCACUUCUGCUGGAAGGAUCGCACCAGUGGCACUGUUGAGGAGGAUCUGAUAGUGUUCCCAGAGGACUGUGAGUACAAGCGUGUGUCUCAGUGCACCACGGGCAGAGUGUAUGUGCUCAUCUUCAAGUUGUCAACCAGGCGACUUUUCUUCUGGAUGCAGGAGCCCAAGACAGAUAAGGAUGAAGAGUAUGCUCGCAAGGUCAAUGAGCUUAUGAACAACCCGCCGGCACCUGGCUCCCAACGUUCAACAGGCUCUACGCCCAACCCUGCACUGGGCUCAGAAAUCACCAAUCUACGGGACAGUGAUAUCCAGAAUCUCUUUGGCAAUAUCUCUCAACAACAACUGAUGCAAAUCCUUGGGAGUGGAAUGUCCAGCCUGGCAACACUUCUAGGGCCGGGUAGAUCAGGCAGUGGAGGGGGUCGCAGUGGAAGUGGCAGCAGCAGCUCCACAUCAGCCACCACAACAGCCUCCACUACCCCUGCUGCCACCACCACCCCAACUCCUGCACCCACGCCAGCACAGGAGUCAGGGCGAGGCAGCACCACCAGCAGGGAGAGUAGCAGCACCACUCCUGGAGCUGGCAGUGUUGUGCCUAUCCAGCUGUCAGACCUGCAGAACAUCCUCUCUGGCAUAUCGGUACCUCCUGAUGCAUCUGGCUCACCCAGGGUUCCAGUGGACUUGAGUUCAGCAAUGACAGCAGAAGCUCUCCAGCCCAUACUGACCAAUGAUGAGUUUGUGAAUCAGCUGCGACCGUACCUCCCCGCCACUGCUGAGGAACUGCCUCCUACUGAACAGUUGAGAGGCACUGUCACAUCUCCACAAUUCCAGCAGGCUGUGAGUUUGUUCAGUAGUGCUCUUCAAUCUGGGCAGCUGGGUCCCCUGAUUAACCAGUUUGGUCUUGGGGAAGAUGCUGUGCUAGCUGCCUCAUCUUGUGACAUGGAGGCCUUCAUCAAGGCACUUGGCAAGAAAAAGGACAAUGAGUCAUCAUCAUCCAGUAAAAAAGGAGACGAGAAGAAAAGUUCAGAGAAAAAAGAGGACCAGGACAAAGACGAUGAUGACUACAUGGCAGUUGAUUAAGGUCUGCUGGGUCCUAAGGUAGCAGAUAGGUUACUUUUAUAUCUUAAAGGUGUCAAAGCUUUUCUUGAUUACAUUUAUUUUUACUCACGGGUUAGAAUUCCACAAUACACAUAUGCAUACCUAGAAUACUAUACUACUACACUAAAAUGAGGUAAAUCAAACCUUACACUUGUUUUACUUUUGUAAUUUAUAAAUAUUUUGGUAUUCUGCAUUCUGCGUAAGGUUUUAAUCUUGUUGAAUAUGAUUCCAUGGCCAUACUAAAGCUCUUAUUGGCUAUAGUUUUUACCGUCAGUUAAUUGUGAUUUACCAAUAAGUAGUAGUUUAUAGUCUUUGUGUAAGGUGAAUGUGUUUGAAUUUUGCAAAGACAUUGUGCCUUGGUUAGGGUUGUCUUUUAAGGGUUCAGAGUUCAGUUUGUAGAAGUGUUUAUGUUUUGUGUUGAUAUAAAAUUUACCAUAAUAAA